This is a messenger RNA of Balaenoptera ricei (Rice's whale), 2618 nucleotides long. RefSeq names its product Zic family member 3 (gene ZIC3). The record is from RefSeq and is a predicted model, not a curated record. Gene Ontology annotation, biological process: regulation of transcription by RNA polymerase II; central nervous system development. Gene Ontology annotation, molecular function: RNA polymerase II cis-regulatory region sequence-specific DNA binding; DNA-binding transcription factor activity, RNA polymerase II-specific. NCBI's taxonomy places the organism in Eukaryota, Metazoa, Chordata, Mammalia, Artiodactyla, Balaenopteridae. Bases 515 to 1939 code for a protein of 474 amino acids. Gene Ontology annotation, cellular component: nucleus. The transcript is spliced from 4 exons.
UCUGGAGGCGAAGAGGCUGGGACUGGCGCGGCGAGCCGCGAGGACCGAGCCUGCCUCCUGCCCGCCGGCCGCGAGCUGGCUCUGCUUCUAAGCGCAGUCUAGCCGUGAGGCCCGUGCCGAGGGAGCCUUCUGGCCCCGCGGUUGUGCGCUCUCGGGGAGAGGAGGGGUGCCCUGGACAGGAUUGGCAAACUCCGCCCUCCACUUAUUAUUUUGCUUAUUUUUCUUUGUGCGCGCUUGUUAGUUUGUUAAAUCAGAUCUAGUCCCAGAGUCUUUUCUCCUCCCUUCUCCCCCCUCCUCCCCCCCCCCAGGUCCUUCUACUUCCCCUCCUCCCUCCUAUCCCUCUGCAGGAGACUCUCGCAGCGACGGAAAGUUGCAGCCCCUGGUACUGCCUUGGGGGUCUCCCGACUGUGUCCAACCGCCGCCACCCCUCUCCGACUGCGACACUUCGGAGAUCUCCUUCGCCCGCACCCUCGCUCAUUUCAGCCGGAUCGCUGGUGACCAGAACGCCCCACCCAUGACGAUGCUCCUGGACGGAGGCCCGCAGUUCCCCGGGCUGGGAGUGGGCAGCUUCGGCGCGCCGCGCCACCACGAGAUGCCCAACCGCGAGCCGGCGGGCAUUGGGCUGAAUCCCUUCGGGGACUCGCCCCACGCCGCCGCCGCCGCCGCCGCCGCCGCCUUCAAGCUGAGCCCCGCCGCGGCUCACGAUCUGUCUUCCGGCCAGAGCUCGGCGUUCACGCCGCAGGGUUCGGGUUACGCCAACGCCCUGGGCCAUCAUCACCACCACCAUCACCACCAUCACCACGCCGGCCAGGUGCCCAGCUACGGCGGUGCCGCCUCCACCGCCUUCAACUCCACUCGCGACUUUCUGUUCCGCCAGCGCGGCUCCGGGCUCGGCGAGGCGGCCUCGGGUGGCGGGCAGCACGGGCUCUUCGCCGGCUCGGCGAGCAGCCUGCACGCUCCGGCUGGCAUUCCUGAGCCCCCCGGCUACCUGCUCUUCCCCGGGCUGCACGAGCAGGGCGCCGGGCACCCGUCGCCCACCGGGCACGUGGACAACAACCAGGUCCACCUGGGGCUGCGCGGAGAGCUGUUCGGCCGCGCCGACCCGUACCGCCCGGUGGCCAGCCCGCGCACGGACCCCUACACGGCCGGCGCGCAGUUCCCUAACUACAGCCCCAUGAACAUGAACAUGGGCGUGAACGUGGCGGCCCACCACGGGCCCGGCGCCUUCUUCCGUUACAUGCGGCAGCCCAUCAAGCAGGAGCUGUCGUGCAAGUGGAUCGACGAGGCUCAGCUGAGCCGGCCCAAGAAGAGCUGCGACCGGACCUUCAGCACCAUGCACGAGUUGGUGACACAUGUCACCAUGGAGCAUGUGGGGGGCCCGGAGCAGAACAACCACGUCUGCUACUGGGAGGAGUGCCCCCGCGAGGGCAAGUCCUUCAAGGCGAAGUACAAACUGGUCAAUCACAUUCGGGUGCACACGGGCGAGAAGCCUUUCCCUUGCCCCUUCCCGGGAUGCGGGAAGAUCUUUGCUCGCUCCGAGAACCUCAAGAUCCACAAGAGGACCCACACAGGUGAGAAACCGUUCAAAUGUGAAUUUGAAGGCUGUGACAGACGCUUUGCCAACAGCAGCGACCGCAAGAAGCACAUGCAUGUGCACACCUCGGACAAGCCCUAUAUCUGCAAAGUGUGCGACAAGUCCUACACGCACCCCAGCUCCCUGCGCAAGCACAUGAAGGUUCAUGAAUCUCAAGGGUCAGAUUCCUCCCCUGCUGCCAGUUCAGGCUAUGAAUCUUCCACUCCACCCGCUAUAGCUUCUGCAAACAGUAAAGAUACCACUAAAACCCCUUCUGCAGUUCAAACUAGCACCAGCCACAACCCUGGACUUCCUCCCAAUUUUAACGAAUGCCUCCUUCUACAAAGAGGAGACGAGAGCAAAUGAAACCUUGUUUGUUGGUAUUUAUAACUCACUCAGAUCCCUUUUUUAAUUGUUAAAUUAUUUUUCUAUUGCAGUAUAGAUUCUUUACAGUGUCAGUUUCCAUCUGGGAAGACCCUCCUUUCUUUAGCUCAGAUGGUUGUUUAACUGCGAGUUUAAAUGUGUUUGUCCUGGAUUUUCGGCAUGCAAAUCAAAUAUUACUGAUCAAUUCAGUUAGUGGCCAUGACAUCUCAAUCUUGUACUUCAAAGACUGAGAAGCUGGAUUUAAUCAUCCCUGCCCUACAUAUAUAAACAUAAGGUAACCUAAUGAGUUUUAUGUCCCUUAGUUUUUUUUUAUUAUCUUACAUAAAAAUGAACAUUGCGGCAAGAUGCAUGUCUGUCUAUUCUAUUGAGAGAUCACCCAUAUACCUAUAUAUGUUUGUAUCUAUGACUUAUCUAAUCUGCCUAUCAAAUCUAUCUAGCUAUCUAUAUAUUUUCAAAAGUAAGCAUGUGUCUGAAACGGUGAUGAGUAAGGCCAGUCGAGCCGUGCUUACUUAUGAUUAAAGUGCUUCUUAAAAGAACCAUAGUCCAUUUACAAUUUUGGAAGGCAAAGGCUGGUUUGUUUUGCUGUAUAUAGUACAAUUCGUAAUUAUCACAAUUAUUCAUAACAUUUUUAUAGCGGUGUAAUAACUGCAGCGGUUCUGAA